AACAAUAAUUGUAACCGACCUAAACCCUCCGGGUGGUCGAGGUCGAUUACCUGUGGCUCCUGAACAGAACACCCUGGCCAGGCACUGGGAAUGGGAAAGGAAAAUUACAGGAAUCAACACCCUUCCUGGUGUUACCUGAAGUCCCUUUGCAAAGGCAGGAAAGAUAAUCACUCCUGGAAAGGCACUUUCGAGACCCCAAGAUGCUACAUUUUCUUGCUUUACAGCAACAAUUUUGCGAAACCUUGGCAAAGGUACCAAAAUUUUAGCACCUUUAGGCACUAUAAGUCUUACCUUUGUAUUUUUUAGUGUGACGCACAAAGAGAAAGACCUAGCCCAGCAGCAUGUAUUCUUUCGGAGCGUCUCUCAGAGAUCCUUACUCACUGAUGAGUUCUCCGGCUAAAGCUCUUCCCGGCAAGCCCCGGACUUGCCGCCAAGGUGAGGCCAAGGCCAAGUGGCCGGGAAGCCUCCCCCCCCCCCCCUCUCCUCGCGAACUCAUUGUUUGUACACUUGCCGGCGCCCAACUCGCCAAAACUCAACUCGCCCACUCGAGUGGGGGGUGGGGGACAUCUUCAAAUGACGCAGGCAUCAAAUUAUCCUCCGACGCCGCGCGUAGCGCGUGCUGUACCACCACCUCUAAUUGUCCAGCACGAGUGAGGCUGGUGCGUGGCCUGGGCCGCCCAGCCGGCAGAGCUUGUCAGAAACCGGUGGAGAGCAGCAGACACUUCGCACAAUGCCGAACGCCCCACCUAGGUCGCGCCGCUCGCAGCAGCAGUGUAUGCAGUAUGGCCUCUGUCUGUUUCUUCUGGCACUGCUCUCUCCUGUCGGCGCGCUGCCACCCAGCGCUGAUGGCGCGCCAACCAAUCACAGCCGAGUUCUGAUCGUCGGCGCCGGGGCAGCCGGGUACGCCGCUGCCGCCCGCCUCCUCGAACACGGCUGGUCUGACUUCACAAUCCUGGAGGCCGAACCCCGCAUCGGCGGCCGCAUCCACUCCGUCCGCGAAGCAGGCACCAUCCUCGAGAUGGGUGCCGAGUGGGUUCACGGCGAGAACGUCGUGUAUGAAAUGGCGGCGCCGCUGCAGCUGCUGGGCCGACGCUGGUCGGACUCGGACGCCGAGGUGUCAGUCGUGUGGAGUGGGGGUGUGGAAGCUGACAUUGAGGACGUCAUGCUCCUCUACAACACGUCCAUUGAUAUCCAUGAUGCAGGGGCACACGGAGAGCUAGCUAACUAUAACGGAUCGUUCGGAGAAUGGUUCCUAGAAAAGUUUAACAAGCGCCUACAGAGCUUGGAUCGCCGCCCACCGCCUGAUCUGGUUGAAGCAUUCCUGGACGCGUACCAAAAGGGCGUUGGCCUCGAAGAAGGCGCGCACUCGUGGAACGAGCUGUCCGGCCGCGGGAUGACAGAGUACGAGGAGUCCCGAGGAGAGAACGAGGGGCUCUUCUGGAAGCGAGACGGCUUCAUCUCGGUGUUCGAUCUGCUCACAAAACGCUUCCCAAACUCGUCCCAGGAGCUGCCGGUGCGCCAGCGGGUGCUGCUGGACAGCGAGGUGAGUGCCAUCCGCUGGGGAGAGCGUGUCCGCUCUGAACUCCCCGCGCCGCCGGUGGUGGUGGAGCUCUCCCACGGCGGCAAACACACCGCGGACAUCGUGCUGGUGACCGUGUCACUCGGCGUGCUCAAGCACCGCGACAUAUUCGACCCGCCACUGCCCCCUCGGAAGAUGAAGGCCGUCGAGAACUUGGGCUUCGGCACUGUAGAGAAGGUGUUCCUGCACUUUACCGAGCCUUGGUGGCCAUCCGACGUGGCGGGCUACGAGCCCCUGGUGAGGGAAGAGGACCGGGAGACGUUCAAACGGGAGCACCCCGAGUUCGCCGCUCACGGCGAGUGGGCGCACGCCCUGUCCGCCUUCUACGUGGACCAACACGCGCCUCGCAGCGCCGUCCUCUCAACAUGGAUCACCGGCGAGCCAGCCCGCCUCAUGGAGAGUUACACUGACUCCGAGCUCAUGAUGGGCUGUGUCAAGUGGCUGCAGAUGUUCGUUGGCCAGAACCUGACCAUACCGCAACCGGCUGGCUUCAGGCGCUCCAGCUGGUGGAGCAACCCCCACUUUAAGGGCUCCUUCAGCUACAUCUCGCUCGACUCGGACCGCGCUGACGUGAGGGCGGCGCACCUGGCAGAACCCAUCCUGGACGCUCAUGACCAGCUGGCCAUACUUUUUGCUGGAGAGGCGACACAUGGUCGGCACUACACUUCUGUGCACGGUGCGAUCGAGAGCGGGCAGAGGGAAGCGGACCGCAUCUUGAAGGAGUACAAGAAGAAGUAAUGAACUAUGUAAAUAUCCGUUCUCCGCGAAUAUUCGUACUUUGGAUCCAAUGUGAAGGGCCAUAGUAGGGUAUUUCGCUGCAACCCUUCGGGAACCUGAGAAGUAAAGCACGACUGCUGGUUCUUAUCGUGUGGACCAAUCAGCGUUCAGGAGAAACUGAAUAGGGCAGUUUAUUUUUCUACUCUAGGAUCCGAUUUUCUUUCAUGAAAAUCACCAGCAGUCGAACAACCUCUACUCUGUCCCGUAAGACUGAGUGUUCCUGUGCAAAUCCAGGCUGGAUUCAAAUACGUACCUCAAACAUGUAAACAGGGGCCCUACCCAUAUUGUGUGACCGAUUAUUGCAAUUAUUGACCCUACCUUUCCUACCUCCUGAUUUGCCUAGUGCAUAAAUGACCCCUAUCAAUGCAAUGAUAUUAAAUACGAUUAAUUUGCUA
Frankliniella occidentalis (western flower thrips) is the source of this 2751-nucleotide messenger RNA. Its product is annotated as spermine oxidase-like. The record is from RefSeq and is a predicted model, not a curated record. Lineage: Eukaryota; Metazoa; Arthropoda; Insecta; Thysanoptera; Thripidae. The transcript is spliced from 8 exons. Bases 731 to 2317 code for a protein of 528 amino acids. Gene Ontology annotation, molecular function: polyamine oxidase activity.